GCUUCUCUUUUCCUUUUCGUUCAAGCUGUUUCCUCACCUCUAACAGCUCACAUCGUCCCAAACUCUGCUUCACGCUCAAGCGCAAAUUUAUUAAUUGUAGCAGCCCUUCCUUACAAGACUCAUUCGAUUUGUUAUUCUGCGUGGAUACCAAUUGCACGCUGUUGCAUUUCUCGUUUGCAUAUUCCCACGCUACGUUCAAAGCACGAAUGUAUCUCGACAUCAUUAUCAUAGCCACUAUUUCCUUUUGUAAUAUUACGACACGCAUACCUCCUACUCCCUCCACACUGCACUGACACCGUUGCGUCUGUUGAUAGAAGAUGCUCUUAGCUAUAUUGAUUAUUGUGGCGUCUGUCACCCUCUUCUUGUUACUCUUCAUCUAUCUCUUUCGAGUUUACAAGAGCCUCAAGGUACGGCAUCAGAAACCAAUCAUAUCUCCUGAUGCUAUCCCACCAGAGUUAGAACAGCAUCAUGAAUUAGCCUUCGUCCUUGCUCAUGGCGUUGAGGCCUACAACGAACAAAGACGAGAGAGACAACAACAACAGAGACAACAGAGACAACAAACUAGACCUCAGUCGGGAACAACAGGGGAGCAUGAUGAUGACACUGCAAGCGCUCAGAGUAGCCAGCCCUCCAUCACUCCACUUCCACCAUACUCACCUACUCCUACCAAUGGUGAUAUUGGUUAUGGCUGGAUAGCCACCAAUCCUGGUCUCUUUGACACGCCAGUCCUGAUAAGCGAUCCAUCGGCAAUAUCUGGGCCCAUGCAUCCCUUGGAAAACUCUCUUCCACCCAUGUAUAUUUAUCCGGCACCUAACACUCGGUCGUCUGCUCAGACUGCACUUCUGACCACAGAUAACUCACCUUCCGUGACUGUAACAGCGCCAUCUGCCUCCAGAAGCAACCCAUAUUGCCCCCAAUCCAAUCGACGAGAAACCCGGAGGCGGAGCGUCGCCAGUGGGAUUCUUACUCGAAGAGGUAGAAGCCAGAGCAACCAAAGGUCCAUGUCAUUAACCUCGGUUGUGUCUGCACCCCUAUCCGCAGCCAGCUUAACAAUAGAAACACCUGACACAAUGACAGCCACAGCUCUUUCGUUAGUGCCAACAUCAUCAUCACCAAUUCCCUCUCCCUCAGUUCAACAUUCACCUAGAAACUCGGAAAAUAUUGCUUUAUCUUUGUCUUACCGUGCACAGGCUGCACUAAUAGCAGAAACAUCACUAUCUAGUGCAGUGAAUGACCCUUCAACUACGCUUUCCUUAGAGACACCAUCCAUAGAUACUUAAAGUUGUAUAUAAAGUGAGCAAAGUGACCAGCUAUUCUAUCAAUAAAGCACAGUUCGCUCAAGG
Messenger RNA from Lobosporangium transversale, 1343 nucleotides. RefSeq lists its product as hypothetical. NCBI's taxonomy places the organism in Eukaryota, Fungi, Mortierellomycota, Mortierellomycetes, Mortierellales, Mortierellaceae. The coding region runs from base 318 to 1280 and encodes 320 amino acids. The transcript has a single exon. The record is from RefSeq and is a predicted model, not a curated record.